Molecule: messenger RNA, 5150 nt
Organism: Patiria miniata (bat star)
Lineage: Eukaryota; Metazoa; Echinodermata; Asteroidea; Valvatida; Asterinidae
Product: organic cation transporter protein-like
Exons: 11
Coding region: 160-1896 (578 amino acids)
Biological process (GO): transmembrane transport
Cellular component (GO): membrane
Molecular function (GO): transmembrane transporter activity
Source: RefSeq, a predicted model, not a curated record
AGUUGCAACGGAUAUGCGGAAAGCGCUAAUAACCCCAAAGUAUACAAUAGACUGGGCUUGGUCUGGUAAUGCGGGUUGUGCCCGACCACUCAAAUACAAUUGUGCAUUGGCACGGUGUGGACUUACAACCGAACCACAGAAGACUUUUCUUGGUGAAAGAUGCGUUUCGACGAAGUCUUGACCUGCGUUGGGGAGCUGGGUCUGUACCAGUUCCGUGUGGCUCUGUUCAUCACCAUUAUGUUGGUACCGCUCAUGUGGUAUCCUAAUGUUGAGAUCUUCACCAAUCCCAGUGUUAAUCACUGGUGCUCUGUCCCCGAGAUACGGACCCAGUGUGGUGCCUGGGGCCUGGAUGAGGCCCAGUGCGACCAGAAGAUUAUUGAUGUGGCUGUCCCAACACUGAGUGGCAAAGGAAAUGACAACUGUCGACGAUACAACUGGACUGGUGUGGAGGUAACGAUCAACACAACAAGAGGAGAACUAAACCAGACCAUCAUUGACUGCAACGCAGGCUGGGACUUUGACCAUUCAGUGUACAAAUCCACUAUUAAAGAACAGUUUUCUGUUGUUUGCGACCAAGCUUUGCUGAACGAACUACCGCUGACAAUCUUCGGUGCCGUGGGGAUGGUGGGAGUGGUCGUCUUUGGUGCUAUAGGGGACAGAUUUGGCCGUCGCCCCGCGUUCAUUAUUUGCCUGAUCACACAGACGUUGACUGGACUAGUCGCUGCAUUUUCUCCGUCGUUUACCGUCUAUUUUGUCGUCCGUACUUUUACGGGAUUCGUCAAUGGGAGCGUGUUCUACUGUAGUUUUGUUUUACUCAUGGAAAUGAUUGGCCCGUCCAAGCGGAACCUUGUUCGUGUCUCUCUGAUGUGUAUCGGCGCCGUUUGUAUGAUGAGUUUAGCGGGCUUUUCGUAUUUCAUCCGUUGGUGGAGAGGCAUGUCCAUUGCGAUGGCCAUAACUGCGAUUGUCUUGGACUUCUUCAUCCCGUUUAUUCCCGAGUCUCCGGCCUGGCAGCUGACAGUCGGUAAGAUUGACCAGGCAGAGAAGACCAUCCGGAAAAUGGCGCGAGUGAACAAAGCGGAACUACCGGAAAAGCUCUUCACCGACGAAGAUAUCGCUGAACUCAAGGGUAUUAAGCAAGCGUCCAUGAUCGAUCUUCUGAAAUCACCAGUUCUACGUUUUCGUCAAUUGAUUCUUUGUUGGAUGUCGUUUUGCAUUGAACUGACUGUUUUUGGCCUGACACUAAACAGUGGUAACAUAGGCACCAGUCCCCAUUUGUCAUAUGUAUUGCUUAUCGUCGCUGAUAUACCUGCCUUCGUCGUAGUCUUCCUGCUCCUGGAUCGCAUUGGACGUAAAUGGACGAUGGCGGCGUGCCUUGCCGUCUCAGCGGCCGGCUGCCUUGCUACUGCUUUCGUUGAGCAAGGAUCAGUAGCUCAGACGGCGCUGGCCAUGGUGGGGAAAUUCGGCAUAUCGGGCGCCCUCAGUGUUUCAGAUCUGUUCAUCGCUGAGCUUCUGCCGACCCAAGUCAGGAGUGUCGGUUCAGGACUGAACGGUAUGGGAUUUGGUCUGGGAAGCACUUUAGCCCCAUACCUGACCCGCAUUCAGGACCUCUGGCCACCAGCUACCUUGCUUAUCCUCGGGAUUCUUACAAUCUUGACCUCCAUACUAGUGAUUCUGUUCUUGCCAGAGACUAUGGGUAGAGACCUUCCGAUUACCAUCGAAGACGGAGAGAACUUCACCAAAAGGCGACGUAAAGGAGAUGAAAAGGACGUGUCGACUUUGGCUGUCGAUUUGGUGUCAGUCGGUGAACAGGUGAACAUGAAAAGAAUCAAGCAGAGUAACAUGAAACAUUUUGGAGCCGAGUAUCAGGAAGAAAAUUUAGACCUCUUAAGUCCUUAAAUUCUGCUCAUCAAAAAUAGGAUUCACAAUUUCCGUAAGGUCAACAGUGACUGAUUGUUCGAUGCUUGUUUAUUGUAGAAUCUGCUUUAUUACUACAGAUUGCUGUAGGAGUACCGUUGCAACUAAUUUUUAAGGGAACAGCCCAUGAUUUACUGAGAAUAGUGUUUUCUUCCUAUUAACUUGCUGUUUGAUGUUAAAUCAAAGUUUGACAAAACUAUUUUGAAUUGAAGGGAUUUUACAUUUUAAUUCAUUUGCGUUAGUAUGUCUAGAAAUAGUUCAGUGUUGCACUGGGGGACAUAAUAAUGUAUUGUUCGUGCUUUUUUACGAGUUUCAUCCCGGAAAAUAUUUUUGAAGUUGCUAUGGUUCUUGCAAAAUAGAACUGAUUCAUUUUUUAAAGGGAUAUCGAAUGAAAAAAAAUCGGCACACGUUUUGUUACAGAAUAAUUUCGUUGCUAACUUCUAAUUGUUUGCAUCCUAGUAUAGGUUUUCCUGGCUAUCUUAAAAAAAAAAAUUCAUUCACAAUCACCAAAUCUAACAGUCGAUUUCGUCCGAGAAAAAAAAUUCACACGCUUUUACCAGAACAAUUUAGUCAUUUACCAUUCAAUUUCAAAGUUUGGUCAUCCUCUUUAGUCACCGGGUCGAGGAUAUUCCUCAUUACAGAUCAAAUUCGUCUAGGCUGUUGCAGAAUGGCAACACUCAGAGAUGAAAUUUGUCUUUUAUCAAUCGAUUUAAAACGUGUAAAAAGUAAAUUAGUCAGGUGUGGUAUAAAGCAUUUUCCUUGUGUCACCAAACACAAUUUGGCCCAUUCGCGUGCACGAUAUUUGGACCAAAGCAGAGUACUUAUAAGAAGAGUCACCCAAACAGUAAAGAUUACCAAGAUCAACGACACAACGGCAUCUAAAAUAAACAAAAGAAAAGAAAAAGUCUUAAAAAUGAAAAAAAAAACCCAUAAGUCCCCGUGUAAUGUGCCUACAAUAUUGAGUCUAACAUUUUAAGAAGAAUCAAUAGAAAUGUCACAUUUAUGAAGAAAUAAGGAUAGAGAAAAAGUAAAGAUUUUUCUUCUUAGAGGCCUGUAUAGGCCUUUGAAGAUAUCGCUAUACGUAUGACGACAUUUGACAAAAUUAAUGUUUAAAUUGUGUGGCAUUAAACGAAUUUAAUUUUUGAAUAACACGAUCCGGCUGAGACGAGACGACAUUGUAUACUCCGGGUCGAAAAUGUGAGCUCAUUGUUUGAAUUUGUUUUGACAAACUUUCAAGCUGUCCGACAAAAGACGAAAUUAACAUUGGAAGUGCACUAAAUCGACGUUGGUGGACGAAUUUCAAUAUAAGUAACGUUGAAUUCGAAUGAUAAACGUUUUAAAAUAGCCGGGAAAGCCUAUAAAUUCUGGCAUUUUUGUGCACAAGAGGCACAAAAGCAAAUUUGUAAAAAAAAUCCUAACAAAUCUGACAAACAUUGAAACUUCAUUAGAAAAAAAAGUAGCGUUUUCUUGAAGAGAACUGGAAGUAUGCCAUAAUCCAAUGCUCUUAUAUUAUCUGUAAAUGAGUUAAGUGAGUUUUCUCUGUCAUGAUUCACAAACCAAAUAUCAGGCAUUGAGAGAAACGAAUUAAAUUGUUGAAGUGGUCUUGUUGAUUAAGAUAAUUAUAAAAUACUCAUGUAAAUUUGCCGCAAGCAAACUCUUCAAUAUUAGAAUGUGGCACGAAUUAUUUGCAGCUUUAAAGCUGCCGCUAGAUUUCUAAAAGAUUUUAUUUGGGAACUUCUUUUGUCUAAUGCAAAAUGUAUGAUGUUUGUUUGCUUAUGUGGCAGGGCCAAAUUGAACUUGUAGUUUUUACUGUAUUGCUUUUAGUGUUUAAGUAUAGGUGUAGCUCCCCUGCCUAAAUUACCCCUUUCUAUUAGAUGUCUCCUACCCUUUCAUAGAAGUGUGUACCCCUGAUUAAAUUUUCCCUCUUCCCCAGUAACAUGAUCCCUUAGAACAAUAGCCCCUUUGAUAAGACCAUGUGCUCUGCCACCCUGUAAGUCCACAGCCCUCACUUAGAAGACCAGUGGCACAGAAGAGAGUUGUGUUUUGGCGAGUUAUUUCCUCUCUUUCUCCUUUUCUUGGGAGCGCCUGCCCUGUGUGUUUAUCUGCUUAAGUCACCUGGUGAGUUUUAUUGUGAAAUUGUUGUUCUUUUAUAUUGUAUAAUCAUGUUUUGAGUUCUAGUGCAGUUUUUGGAAGGUUUUUACUUAGUUAUGGUCUAAAGUGUUUUUUUUAAUCUUUGGAAAGUUUUUGUGAAAGUUUAAUUUUGAAGCAUUGAGAUUUUACUGUUCCAUGAUGGGUUAUGAUUUGGAUUCUGCACAAUUAUGAUUUCUGUCUUACCUUUUUGAUAUAUUUGAAGUAGGGAUCGAGUACUGUUUUUUAUAGGAAUUAAGUUUCUUUGACUAGUUUUACAGGAUGGAAGAAUGUUUUUCAUGAGUUUACAUUUAUUGAGUUUUGCUUUAUAACUUUUGGUUUCUCUUUGAAAGAUUUGCUUGGAGAAUUGAUUUUUGUUGAGAAAGAUUCAUAUUUUACCCCUAGAACAUGUAGAUUGAAUGACUUUUUUAGUGUAUCUCUACCACUGUUUAAGCUAGGAGGUUUGACUUUCCCACAGAUCUAGAGACCCAAGUGUAUAAAUUCCUUUCUUAGAAGAUCACCAGAUGUUUAUUCAUGUAAUUAGACUUGUCCUAGUCCCACUUCCUUGACUGCAUUGUCCUAUAUGUUUAUCUCCACUUUACCACCUGUUUACCUUGAGGCUUAGUGUGAUUGUCUUAGACUGGGUGAAGUCUAAUUAGAAGUUAUGUGGAACAGAUAAGAGCCAUGGAUUAGUAUAGAUAUUCAGCCAGAAACUUGUGUUGCCAUUGCGUAUGUUGGGCAUUAUAGUGACUUUGUGUAACAUACUGUACAUAAUAGAGUUAGACUGCGCUAUAUAACCAAUUUAACUUUCUUUUGCUAUAUCUCUUAAUUGUAUUCUUUCUUUUCUUGUCUUUUCUUGAUUUUUAGGUUUCAGUCAGAGUGCAUUUAGGGUUCACUAAUUUGACGCUCUGUGUUAGUUUUGGGUUUAAGUUGGUUUUUAAGUUGGUUUUACUGUUGGUUUUUGGUUUUAGUGUUUUAUCUCAGUUUUUUAGUUUUAUCAUUGAGGUUUACUUUUGGUUUUAAAGGUUUUUUUUUUAUUCAGCUUUGGUCUCAAGUUUGUUUCAUUUUAAAAUCCUUUUCUUAAUAAAAUAGUUCGCGACUUGUUCUUA